CCGCAACGACGACCUAACAAGCUGCUGAUCACUGAGCUCCUCUCGAAGUUGUUGGUCAUCGAUCCAUGGCGGACAUACAGUGCGAUCAGCCCACCAAGCUGACGCCAAGCGCAUCGUCGCUGAGGAUCUUUGGCUACGACGUGGCCGGCGGGGGUGCUGCCGACAUCGUCGUGCAGGCGCCGCCGCGGGACGGCCGGCCGGUGGCGGACGGGCGCAAGUUCGAGUGCCAGUACUGCUGCCGCGAGUUCGCCAACUCUCAGGCGCUAGGCGGGCACCAGAACGCGCACAAAAAGGAGCGGCAGCAGCUGAAGCGCGCGCGCCAGCUCGCCGCCCGCGUUGCCGAUGGCGGGCCCGCUGCAGGCUUGGCGGCGUUCUGCGCCGCGGGCUUCGUGCCGCCGCCGCCCGGGCACCUGAUGGCCGUGGGCAACGCCGGGUCGAACCCGUAUGCGCCGGGCCCUGUCCCAAGCUGGGUGUACCUCGCUCACCAGCCCACCAUGGGCCUACAGUUCCACGCUGUCUCACCAGGCGUGCGCCACCCCGAGCCGCUGACGCUUCGUGGAUGCACCACCAGCAGCAGCCCUCGAUCUUACGAGCUGUGCGCUCCGGCUGAUGACGACGCCGAGGAAGCCUCGGCGAUGGGGCUGAACCUGCAUCUCAGCCUUGCUCCAGCUAGUUCAUCGUGACCGGAAUAUAAAUCCUUCCCUCCCUCACCGAUUGUAAAAUGGACCAAUAUGUUUGUGUUCUUUUCUUUA
This is a messenger RNA of Panicum hallii, 752 nucleotides long. RefSeq names its product zinc finger protein 6-like. Lineage: Eukaryota; Viridiplantae; Streptophyta; Magnoliopsida; Poales; Poaceae. The coding region runs from base 66 to 683 and encodes 205 amino acids. The transcript has a single exon. Gene Ontology annotation, molecular function: DNA-binding transcription factor activity; transcription cis-regulatory region binding. Gene Ontology annotation, cellular component: nucleus. The record is from RefSeq and is a predicted model, not a curated record. Gene Ontology annotation, biological process: trichome morphogenesis; cytokinin-activated signaling pathway; gibberellic acid mediated signaling pathway.